AUGGCCACCAAAUUCGAGAGAACGUCAUCUGAUGUGGAAGGCUACACUCGUAUCAAACACGACAUCAUUCCGAUGCGCGAUGGUGUCAGGCUUUGUGCUGAUGUUUUCCUCCCCUUCUCAGCAUCCAAAAACGGCAAAAAGGUCCCAGUUAUUUGUAGUCUCGGACCCUACGGCAAGGACGUCCACGCCUCAUCAUUUGGGUUACCUCAGACCCAUAUUUACGCCGAGAUGUACAAACACAUCAAGCCGCUUGGGCCAGAUGCAUGCUUCGAGCUGUGUGAGCCGCUCGUUUGGUGCCAAGAGUACGGCUACGCUCUUCUCCGUGUCGAUGAGCGUGGUAUCGGUAAUAGUGAAGGCCGGCUGGAUCCCUUUGGCUUGGAAAGAUCAUUUGAGAUCCAGGCUGAUGCUGAAGGCCAAGAUCUUUAUGAUGUGGUUGAAUGGGCUGCCGCUCAAAGCUGGUCCAACGGUAAGGUAGCCUUUUCAGGCAUCAGCUACUACGGUAUGGUAGGAUACUGGGCCGCCAUGCAGAAACCACCACAUUUGACGUGCGUCAUGUCAUAUGAAGCGGCCUGUAGUAUCUAUCAAGCUGGUCGUCGAGGGGGGAUCUAUAGCCACAACUUCCAAUCCCAUUGGUACAGCAACAUCGUUAUACCUCAGCAACGAGGAGCACGAGAUGGAACACGAACCAAAGACGAGCUUGAGGCAGACCGAGUAGAUUUCCCCAACCUCAUGGCAACAAACGAGUAUCCCGAUCAAGGCCCCGUUGGCUUUUUGGACAAGAUUAGAUCGCUUUCUGAUAUAGAAGUGCCUAUCUAUGUGGCAGGCAACUGGACGGAUCCAGAGGUACAUCUUCCAGGCAACAUUCGCGCCUUCAAUAGCGUCUCUUCAAAGGAAAAGUGGCUGGAAAUGCAUACUGGAAACCAUUUAGGCGCAUUUUAUGAGCCAGACCAUAUUUCCAUGCAGAGGAAGUUCUUGGACUAUUUCCUUUUCGACAAGAAGGAUAACGGAAUGCUGGACGUGCCUCGGAUCCGGCUACUUCAGCAUCAUGGCACCAAGACCCUGUACCGAGAAGACGAGACUUCCUUCCCGCCUUCCGAUGCACAAGAUGUCUCAUUUUAUCUCACUCCUGAGAAGCAACUAUCUCUGAACCGCCCGGCAGGAGAAAUGAAGCAAUUAUCUUACCAGGGCUACCGAGAAAAUAUCACAUUGGCACUCGAAUCUCCGUUCACCGAGUCCUUUGAAAUCCUUGGAUCGCCUUAUCUCGAACUUGAGGUCAGCACCAGUACUGAGGACAUGGAUCUCUUCAUCUAUCUUCGCGCAAUCGAUGAGAACGGAAAAACGGUGGUAUUAAAGGGCAAUCAUGGCGAACCGAUGGAUAACUUCGCCAGAGGCUAUUUUCGCCUAUCACACCGAGAUGAAGUGGCCAAAGACUUUGAUAAGGAUCGCGUUAUUAUCCAGCCUCCCACUCCCAUGUCUGAGGUCGUUCCAGGCCAGAUAUACAAGGUUAUGGUGCCUAUCUACCCGGCCGCAUAUCUCUUUGACAAAGGUCAAACGCUUUCACUCGAGAUAGGGGCGGUUAAUACGCCAAGCACGAUCCCGCCAAUGCGUCACGAAGGAGGUGAUAGGAUUGCGGCAAGAUUUGAAGGGGAAAAUGUUAUAUUCUCUCAUGGACGUCUUGUGUUGCCUCGUGUGAGGCGCUGA
Messenger RNA from Fusarium tjaetaba, 1701 nucleotides. Its product is annotated as acyl esterase. Bases 1 to 1701 code for a protein of 566 amino acids. The transcript has 3 exons. NCBI's taxonomy places the organism in Eukaryota, Fungi, Ascomycota, Sordariomycetes, Hypocreales, Nectriaceae. Gene Ontology annotation, molecular function: dipeptidyl-peptidase activity. The record is from RefSeq and is a predicted model, not a curated record.